This is a messenger RNA of Ipomoea nil (Japanese morning glory), 2107 nucleotides long. RefSeq names its product NAC domain-containing protein 17-like. Bases 217 to 1965 code for a protein of 582 amino acids. Gene Ontology annotation, biological process: regulation of DNA-templated transcription. The record is from RefSeq and is a predicted model, not a curated record. Gene Ontology annotation, molecular function: DNA binding. The transcript is spliced from 3 exons. NCBI's taxonomy places the organism in Eukaryota, Viridiplantae, Streptophyta, Magnoliopsida, Solanales, Convolvulaceae.
AUUAGUCCACAGCCUCCCGCGUUCGGGUUAUCAUCAACCCGACGAUCAUUCUUCUCUCCCAAUUCCUCCUCGUUUCGCUUCUCAACCUCUAGGGUUUCCGAUCACUCUCCAGUUUUUACCUGAUUAUCUUACUUUUUAUUUAUUUUUUUAUUUAUUAAAAGUAUUUGUUGAUUAUUUCUAGUUUAUUUUGAGCACAAAUUUUUGUGGAUUGAAAAUAUGGUGAUGGAGGUGAAGAUUACAUCAAACUCGUCAUCAUCGGCUUCCCUUUCCGACCAGAGGUUCCCGCCGGGGUUUAGGUUUCAUCCUACGGAUGAGGAGCUGGUGUUGUAUUACUUGAAGAGGAAGAUCUGCCACAAGAAGCUCCUGCUCGACGCCAUCUGCGAGACGGAUGUGUACAAGUGGGACCCGGAGGACUUGCCUGAGUUGUCAAAGUUGAAAACUGGCGACAGGCAAUGGUUCUUCUUUAGCCCCAGGGAUCGCAAGUAUCCAAAUGGAGCCAGGUCUAAUAGAGCAACCAAGCAUGGCUAUUGGAAAGCUACUGGAAAGGAUCGUAGCAUUACAUGCAACUCUCGUGCUGUAGGUGUUAAGAAGACCCUGGUCUUUUAUAAAGGUCGGGCACCAACUGGUAUACGAACAGAUUGGGUGAUGCAUGAGUACACACUGGAUGAGGAGGAAUUCAGAAGAUGUGAUAGUGUACGGGACUACUAUGCACUUUACAAGGUCUUUAAGAAGAGUGGGGCUGGUCCCAAGAAUGGGGAGCAAUAUGGAGCACCUUUUAAAGAAGAGGACUGGGAUGAUGAUGAAUAUUUGAACCCCAAAUGCUCUGUUGACCAGAAGAAAUCUAGAAAUCCAGUGAGUGAUAUUCCACCAAUUGAAAACCCAAAACUUAAUGUUCCAUUCCAGUACCCAAAAGAUGAUCUUGACGGAUUCCUGAACCAUAUUGGAAAUGAGCCUCCACCGCUUAUGCAACCACUCUCUAUAGAUUACAGUUAUGACUUGGAGCACCUUAUAGGGGAGGAGGAUAGUGAAAGUACUUUGCUGGAUCAAUCCUCAAGGGAGCUUAAUGUGACCGAGCAAACUGCCUUGCAACAAUACAAUGUUCAGGCAAGCUUUGAAGUGACAGAAUCUGGCACAUCGCAGCCACUGUUGCACGAAGCAUCUGAGGUCACAUCUUCUGCUGUCUGUAAUGAGCAAACUCAAGCUGUGGAAGAGGAUUUCCUUGAAGACUUUCUGGAGAUGGAUGAUCUUCUUAGUACAGAACCCGAUAUCCAUAAAUUUAAUAUGCCAGUGGAGAAAUCAGACACCCAACUGCUUAAUGAUUUUGAUGGGUUGAGUGAAUUUGACCUGUAUCAAGAUGCAACAAUGUUUCUUCAUGAUGUGGGGACAAGUGAAGGGGGACAGGCUGCUGAAUCAUAUGUGAACAAUGGCACUGUAAACCAGACCUCCAAUUACUUCAGUGAUUAUCCUGAAAUUGUGAACGACCAGCAGUUGUAUUUCAAUGAGGGCAAUGAAGUCAGUGAUCAACUGUGGAUGCAUGACCAGAGUUCUGACAUCUUUUUCCCUGAUGACAUAAAUCAGGGGGCCAUCCCUUCAGGUGUGGGUUAUGAUAAUAAUUUCAUGAAUCAUCCUGCGGGACCAAACCCAAUCCAGACCGCCAGACAGGAUGAUGCUACAAACUCAAGCCUAUCUUCUUCUCUAUGGGCCUUUGUGGAAUCUAUACCAACCACUCCUGCUUCAGCUGCAGAAAGUGCUUUGGUUAAUAAGGCCUUUGAGCGAAUGUCUAGCUUUAGACGAUUAAGAAUAAAUGCCAUAAACAUGAAUAUUGCUGCAGGUGCAACUUCAAGGAGUGCAAGCAAAUCUAGGAGCGGAAUCCUCUGUUUUUCUUUACUUGGAGUGUUGUGUGCUAUCUUAUGGGUGUUCAUAGGGACAUCGUUCUGUGUCAUGGGCAGAUGUGUAUCUUCAUGAAUUUGUAAAUAGGAAGUAUUGCAGUUAGCAUUUAGCAUUCUGCACCGCAAUGAAUGGCUAAUAUAGAGUAAUGAAAUGUUGAUCUAAUUGAUCACAAAACCCAUAUGCCCUCUUGAAUGCCUUUCACUUUUGCCGUUAUCUC